AUGCAAGAGGUAACGGAGCAAACCGACGGGAAGUUACGUAUCUUUCUAGCGAUGACGAAAAUCCCAAGUGUGCCCAUGUCUGGCAUUCACCCAAUCUGUAUCAUAUCCUAUGAUGGACCCGAGGAAGAAGCCCAAAAACUUACUGCUCCAUUGUGGGAUUUGCAGCCUGUAAUGUCGGCGAUAUCAAUGAAGCCAUUUGCCACCACAACCAAGCCAUCAGGACUCGUAGACGAACCGCCAAAUCAUCAGAACUUCUCGAGUACGAGCGUUUUCAUGCCUCAUCCAUUCGACGUCGAAAUUAUGGAGAAAUUGGUACAAGAAUUCGAUGAUUUUCGCAACAAGCACGGAGAUGCACUUGCACCUUCACGAGUCAUAAUUGAGAUGCGUUCUUACAAGGUUUCUGGUGCAAUCCCCGCAUCGACAACUGCAUUGGCGGCGAGAGAAAAGACGGUUUCUGUCACUAUGGAGGCACAGUAUGAUAGUUCUCAGGUUUCCCAUACGGUCAUGAGAGACGAAAUUAAGAGGAUUAUUGGGCCAGUCAAGGAAGCAGUCAAAAAGCAAGGGUCUGGAAUGUUCACGAAUGCUAAUUUGGGAAGUGGAACGGAAAAGACUCAGGAUAUGUUUGGACAGAACUACGCGAGAUUGAGAGAGAUUAAGAGGAAGUAUGAUCCCGAUUUUAUUUUCAACAAGUGGUAUCCGAUUCCACCAGCAGAACAAAGCUAUAGCUUGAAGCUGUAA
Botrytis byssoidea is the source of this 738-nucleotide messenger RNA. RefSeq lists its product as uncharacterized. Gene Ontology annotation, molecular function: oxidoreductase activity; flavin adenine dinucleotide binding. The record is from RefSeq and is a predicted model, not a curated record. NCBI's taxonomy places the organism in Eukaryota, Fungi, Ascomycota, Leotiomycetes, Helotiales, Sclerotiniaceae. The transcript has a single exon. The coding region runs from base 1 to 738 and encodes 245 amino acids.